GGGGCGCCCCCAAAUGCGCCGCGGAGAGCUGGGGGAAAAAGGAGAAGGAGGAAGAGGAGGAGGAGGAGAAGAAGAAGGAGGAGAAGGACGGCGCCCGGCUCCUCGCUUGGCUUCCAGCAGUUGGAGAAGCAGCGGCAACGGACUGUCGGGAAGUCAGCGCUUGGAUGUGUGAUGCAGCCGGCCAGCUUCCUUUGGCGAAGAAGUCAGCCCUCCUUCACGUACCUCUUGGAACCCUAAAAGAAGGAUCUAUAAACAGAUUAUCAUGGACCUGAGGGAUUUUUACCUGUUGGCUGCUCUGAUUGCCUGCUUGCGGCUGGAUUCUGCUGUCGCUCAAGAACUUAUUUACACCAUCCGGGAGGAACUGCCUGAAAACGUCCCCAUUGGGAACAUACCAAAGGAUCUGAACGUUUCUCACAUCAAUGCUGCCACCGGAACCAGCACUAGUCUUGUCUACAGGCUGGUCUCCAAAGCAGGAGAUGCCCCUUUGGUGAAAGUCUCCAGCACCACGGGAGAGAUCUUCACCACCUCCAACCGGAUUGAUCGGGAGAGACUCUGCGCGGGGGCCGCUUACGCGGAAGAGAACGAGUGCUUCUUCGAGCUGGAGGUGGUGAUCCUCCCCAAUGACUUUUUCAGGCUGAUCAAGAUCAAGAUCAUUGUGAAGGACACCAACGACAAUGCCCCCAUGUUCCCGUCUCCUGUCAUCAACAUCUCCAUCCCUGAGAACACGUUGAUCAACAGCCGCUUCCCCAUCCCCUCCGCCACAGAUCCAGACACUGGCUUCAACGGAGUCCAGCAUUACGAACUUCUGAACGGGCAGAGUGUCUUUGGGUUGGAUAUUGUGGAAACUCCGGAAGGGGAAAAGUGGCCUCAGCUGAUCGUGCAGCAAAAUCUAGACAGGGAGCAGAAGGACACUUAUGUGAUGAAAAUCAAGGUGGAGGAUGGAGGAACACCCCAGAAAUCCAGCACAGCCAUCCUUCAGGUCACAGUAAGUGAUGUCAAUGACAACAGGCCAGUUUUUAAAGAGAGCCAGGUGGAAGUCCACAUACCUGAGAACGCCCCGGUAGGGACCUCUGUCCUCCAGCUCCAUGCCACAGAUGCAGAUGUGGGAAGCAAUGCAGAAAUCAGAUACAUUUUUGGGGCCCAGGUUGCUCCGGCAACAAAACGACUCUUUGCUUUAAACAACACCACUGGGCUAAUCACUGUUCAGAGGGCCUUGGAUCGAGAGGAGACUGCCAUCCACAAGGUGACAGUUCUAGCCAGUGAUGGUAGCUCAACUCCUGCCCGGGCCACCGUUACCAUCAACGUGACUGAUGUUAAUGAUAACCCCCCUAACAUAGACCUCAGGUACAUCAUAAGCCCCAUCAAUGGCACAGUGUACUUAUCUGAGAAAGAUCCCAUCAAUACCAAGAUUGCGCUGAUUACCGUCUCAGAUAAGGACACCGAUGUGAAUGGCAAAGUUAUCUGUUUCAUUGAAAGAGAGGUGCCAUUUCACUUGAAAGCCGUUUAUGACAACCAGUACUUGUUAGAGACCUCUUCCUUGCUGGACUACGAGGGCACCAAAGAAUUCAGCUUUAAAAUAGUGGCCUCUGACUCAGGCAAACCCAGUUUGAACCAGACAGCCCUGGUCAGAGUCAAGUUGGAGGAUGAAAACGACAACCCUCCCAUCUUUAGCCAGCCUGUUAUUGAGCUCUCAGUUUCUGAAAACAACCGACGAGGACUGUAUUUAACCACGAUUAGCGCCACUGACGAGGACAGUGGUAAGAAUGCAGACAUUGUAUAUCAGCUUGGUCCCAAUGCCUCCUUUUUUGAUCUGGAUCGUAAGACAGGGGUCUUGACAGCUUCCCGGGUGUUUGACCGAGAAGAACAGGAGAGGUUCAUUUUCACAGUCACGGCCAGAGACAACGGGACUCCUCCCUUGCAGAGCCAAGCAGCUGUGAUUGUUACGGUGCUAGAUGAGAAUGACAACAGUCCCAAAUUCACACAUAACCAUUUUCAGUUUUUUGUGUCUGAGAACCUACCAAAGUAUAGUACUGUAGGAGUGAUCACAGUGACGGACGCAGACGCGGGUGAGAAUAAAGCUGUGACUCUCUCCAUCUUGAACGACAAUGAGAACUUUGUUCUGGAUCCUUAUUCUGGAGUUAUAAAGUCUAAUGUGUCUUUUGAUCGUGAGCAACAAAGUUCCUACACCUUUGAUGUCAAGGCUAUUGAUGGAGGACAGCCACCCUGCUCUUCUACUGCUAAGGUCACCAUUAAUGUGAUGGAUGUUAAUGACAACAGCCCAGUGGUCAUCUAUCCCCCUUCUAAUACAUCUUUUAAGCUGGUACCUCUCUCAGCUAUCCCAGGGUCGGUGGUAGCAGAAGUGUUUGCUGUUGACAUCGACACAGGAAUGAAUGCUGAACUGAAAUACACAAUAGUCAGUGGAAACAACAAAGGCUUGUUCCGCAUUGAUCCUGUGACGGGUAACAUCACCCUGGAAGAGAAACCGAUUCCAACCGAUGUGGGCUUACAUCGGUUGGUGGUCAACAUUAGUGAUCUGGGCUAUCCUAAAUCCUUGCACACCCUUGUCCUUGUGUUUCUCUAUGUCAAUGACACUGCGGGAAAUGCCUCUUAUAUUUAUGACCUGAUCCGCAGGACUAUGGAGACCCCUUUGGAUAGGAAUAUCGGGGACAGCAGCCAGCCCUACCAAAACGAGGACUACCUUACCAUCAUGAUUGCCAUCGUGGCAGGAGCCAUGGUAGUCAUCGUGGUCAUCUUUGUCACCGUGCUGGUCCGCUGCCGCCACGCAUCCAGGUUCAAAGCUGCCCAGAGGAGCAAGCAAGGGGCCGAGUGGAUGUCCCCCAACCAGGAGAACAAGCAGAACAAGAAGAAGAAGCGGAAGAAAAGGAAAUCUCCUAAAAGUUCCCUGUUGAAUUUUGUGACCAUUGAGGAGUCCAAGCCCGAGGAUGCUGUUCACGAACCUAUCAACGGGACCAUUAGCCUUCCAGCUGAGCUGGAGGAGCAGAGUAUAGGAAGAUUUGACUGGGGCACUGCACCACCCACCACCUUUAAGCCUAACAGCCCUGAUCUCGCUAAGCAUUACAAAUCUGCCUCUCCACAGUCUGCUUUCCAUCUUAAGCCGGACACUCCCGUCUCGGUGAAAAAGCAUCACGUGAUUCAGGAGCUCCCCUUGGACAACACCUUUGUUGGAGGGUGUGACACCCUUUCCAAACGCUCUUCCACUAGCUCAGACCACUUCAGUGCCUCAGAGUGCAGUUCGCAAGGAGGUUUCAAGACAAAAGGCCCCUUACACACCAGACAGUCUCAGCGUCGUGUUACGUUUCACCUCCCUGAUGGUUCGCAGGAAAGCUGCAGUGACAGUGGCCUAGGAGAUCAUGAGCCUGUGGGUAGUGGAAUGAUGGUCUCACAUCCUCUUCCUCUGGUUCAGCCGCAGGACGAAUUCUACGAGCAGGCCUCCCCGGACAAGAGGACCGAAGCAGAUGGAAAUUCGGACCCCAACUCUGGUGAGUGAUGUUUUCUGACCUUUACACACCUACACACACAUCCCUCGAUACUGUUAAGAUGUUCUGGCUGGGUUUUGCGGUAGCUGGUGAAGGAGGCAGGCUCACGUGUA
Molecule: messenger RNA, 3610 nt
Organism: Crotalus tigris (Tiger rattlesnake)
Lineage: Eukaryota; Metazoa; Chordata; Lepidosauria; Squamata; Viperidae
Gene: PCDH9
Product: protocadherin 9
Exons: 3
Coding region: 263-3508 (1081 amino acids)
Biological process (GO): homophilic cell-cell adhesion
Cellular component (GO): plasma membrane
Molecular function (GO): calcium ion binding
Source: RefSeq, a predicted model, not a curated record